CCCUCAACAUCCACCCGCCCUGACCGUCGGUCGCCUCUGCGACCUUCCUCGCGCGACCAUGGCGCCGCCGCGAGGCGCCAUUAAAUGGCCGCCCAACAUCCUCGACCACUCCCUCGAACUGACGCGCGAAUUUGACCGGCUCUGCAACAAACCCAGCAUCCAGACCAAGCAGGCUGUAUCCUAUAUCGAGUUCCUCGAGUUCGGAGCCGGUAUGCAGCGAUUGCACGAGAAACUCAUGGACAUGUACCACCCCAAUGGAAUCAUACCUGGACAGCCGACGCCCCAGGCGGCAUCGAACUACAUUGGCCAGCGGACGGACACCGGCUCGACUCAGUACCCCUGCAGCUGAAACCUCGCCAUUAUUCAGCGGGUUCUCUCAGAACACUCAGAAUAUCUUGAAGAAAGUGGGCGUGAACACUUCUAGCACGGCACCUAGGGGAAUACCACCAGUUGCGCCCGGUGACCGUUCUUCCUUCGUCGAAGUCUACUCGCCGUCCACCGAGGAGAUCAUCAAUCGCAUCAAUCGUGCCAAGACGGGAAUUCACCUCCAGCCGAUGAUUACUACAACCGCGAACAGCUUCCAACCGCCUGGGACGUUUCCUUCAAGACCUGAUUCAAGGCCAAUGCAGUAUAGGGUGGCGGACCAGAGAUUGGAGCAGCAAGGAGUGAGACAGCCAGUGCCUUCGUCGUGGGCUCCGCCACCGUCUUUGUCAUUCGGCCAGCCAGUGCCUUCGGUAUCGGCGCGAGCAGUGCCUUCGCCAUGGACGCAACCUGGAACGCAACAGCCACCUGUGCGACUUGAUGCGCAGUCAAUUACGCAGCCAGACAAUCAUCCGGCGCGAGUUUCUGUACAGUCGACUCCACGGCCCGAAAAGCAACCAGAAGUUCCACAAGCCACCCAGCCGGAGCAGCGACCAGAGGCGGCACCACAGCAACAGCCGGAGCCGAACUCAUCGACCGAGCCAGUUUUGCAAAUAAACGCGGCGAGUUCAGACCAGAAUGCGAUGGUGCGAACCUACUCAUUUGGAUCUGUUUCUACGUUGACCGACCAGGAGGUGACCCCGGAGCCCAUCUCUCCAGAGCACAGUCCGAUUGAGCCAACUCAUCCUAUGCCAAUUCAAGAGUUCCAACCGGACCCAGAGGAUGUGCAGUCAGAGCCGGAAAUUCAGUCCGUGCGCCGGCGUGAGAGACAGAAGUCAAAACCAGAACUGAAGGGGAUCCAGGCAGCCCGACGCCAGUCAUCACGUAGGACUUCAAACACACCCAGCACUUAUAACCUCAAGCUUCUCGCCGGUACUGCGCUUCACACCCCGACCAAGUACCUAGCCAAGCACAUUCCGAAUGUCACCCGCACCCCCAAAGCAGCACAAGCCCCUCUUACCGCGACCCCGGACACUUCACUGUCCCUGGCCGAAUCACGCAUCUCUUCUCGCUCUACCUCGCGCCCAGGAUCUACUAAGGGAAAAACUGCUGCACCGAAGGCCGCCACAACCAUCUCUUCGAGACCACCUCGUCGGGUUCGCGGCUUUACUGAGGCGAAAGGUCUGUUGGCAGGCGAGGCUGUCCUCAAAGCCUUCAGAGAGGCGCAGGCGCGGAUGAGGAUUAAGGGUUCCACGCGUUUAGAGAGAAUCAUCAAUGCGAUGAAUGAAGAUGAUGGACGAGCGAACGGCACGGCUCAGCUUACGCCGCCUGAGAGUGUCAGCGGCAACAAGGGGACCUCGCCACAGGACGCAAUCGCCAUCGACUCUACUCCAUCUGAGGAGAGGGAUGGCGAGUCUGCGAACAAUGCCCGAAAGCGAAAGCGGAAUUCCUCAGUCGGAUCGGCUGCCGAGGAGGUAGAAGUCCAACGAUCUACAGCAAGUAGUGGUAGGAUCGAGCUUGGCAGCCCACAAGAUUCCACAGAGGAGAACCCGCCUCAUUGGGCCAACCGGGAGCGUGCAGGCGGACGAUUCGUGUCGAAGCAGAAGGAGGUAGUCGCAAAGAAGAAGCGAAAGCAGUCAAAGGCCCGUAGUUCUACUACAGGAUCUGAUGCUCCAGCCACUCCAGCCUCUCCAACCGCUCCGAAAGCCAUUUCCAAUAGUAGAACUCGCUCCUCCGCUGUUGGCUCUGAGGCUCCGACUACUCCGGCCGCCCCAGCCGCUCCAACUACCUCCAAAGUCACAACCAGUACGAGAACUCGCUCUUCUGCUCUUGGCGCUGAGGCUCCAGCUACUCCGGCCGCUCCAGAUGCUUCCAAAGCUACUGCUAGUACGAGGGCUCGCUCUUCUGCUGUAGGCUCCGAAGCUCCGGUAACUCCCAAAGUCACUCCAAACACUAGCACUACGGAUCAGCAAGUCACCUCGCGUGGUCGGACAGUUCGUGCUUCAACCAAGGCCAAGCAGAACCAGGAAAUGAGGGAGCGAGGCGUAGUAGACGGUGACGAAUAGGCGGUUCUUCGAAUUCAAACAUGCGAUUACGACCGAGCGUGCCAUUAUACACAUGUCGUCGAGGUCCCUUGAUCGAUGACAUGAGUUUCAGCUUUGAGGGUAUGUUUCAAGCUGGGACACAAUGCAGCGGAGGAUAAAACUUGCGUGUGAUUUCUAUGGGGACGUAUAAGCAGUGGAUGAUUAAUCGGAACUUACGUGUCUUUACAUGCUACGUGUAGUGUGCAAAACGGCGGUACCGUAGCUGAUUUGCUGGGAAUGUCUAGCAUUGCAUACAUUACGAGGGUCAUUCACUUGAUCCAUCUACAUUACGUAGCGACUCAAAUUACACGAUAAAAAUUCAAAAAUAAAGAUUCAAUAAC
Messenger RNA from Mytilinidion resinicola, 2785 nucleotides. RefSeq lists its product as uncharacterized. NCBI's taxonomy places the organism in Eukaryota, Fungi, Ascomycota, Dothideomycetes, Mytilinidiales, Mytilinidiaceae. The record is from RefSeq and is a predicted model, not a curated record. Bases 255 to 2426 code for a protein of 723 amino acids. The transcript is spliced from 2 exons.